This is a messenger RNA of Urocitellus parryii (Arctic ground squirrel), 771 nucleotides long. RefSeq names its product magnesium dependent phosphatase 1 (gene Mdp1). The record is from RefSeq and is a predicted model, not a curated record. Gene Ontology annotation, molecular function: acid phosphatase activity. Lineage: Eukaryota; Metazoa; Chordata; Mammalia; Rodentia; Sciuridae.
GCAGCGACGCUCUAGUCUCUUUUCUCUGUGGCACCCGGGCAGCUUCUUUGGCCUCUGCAGCAUUGCGGGUUCUCCGGCACGGGAGAAAACGCCAACUUGGCACGCAUCCUCCGGGACCGAGGCAUGGCACGGCUCCCGAAGCUCGCAGUCUUUGAUCUGGAUUACACGCUGUGGCCUUUCUGGGUCGACACGCACGUAGACCCCCCAUUUCACAGGAGCAGUGAUGGAACUGUCCGGGAUAGUCGGGGCCAGAACAUUCGGUUGUACCCGGAGGUGCCUAAGGUCCUAGAACGGUUACAGGACCUUGGGGUGCCCGUCGCGGCGGCUUCCCGGACAGGUGAGAUAGAAGGGGCGAACCAACUACUGGAGCUCUUUGACCUUGUUAGAUAUUUUGCUCAUCGGGAAAUUUAUCCGGGCAGCAAAGUCACACACUUUGAGAGGUUGCAGCAGAAGACUGGGGUUUCUUUCGCCCAGAUGAUAUUCUUCGAUGAUGAGAAGCGAAAUAUUGUAGAUGUUGGUAAACUGGGUGUUCUCUGCAUUCAUAUUCAGAAUGGAAUGAGUCUUCAAACCCUAGCCCAAGGGUUAGAAACAUUCACUAACUCUCAAGCUGGGCACUGAAGUCCAGCCCUGUGGAUGAGCCUCAUUUGAAGCCUAAAAUGGAAAGGAAACGGAGAAGGCAUUUUUUUCAGGGAAGAAGGAAAAGGGACCAACCCCUGAAGAAGCAAUACAGAAACUGAAGGAGACUGAGAAGAUACUGAUCAAAAAACAGGA